ACUAAUCAGGGAGCACCCAGGGCAGGGUUAAGGUGAGGCAUCGAGUCUGAGCUGUUGCUCGUCUCUCCCCGACUAAACGAAAGACAAGUGAAGGGGAACAGUCGGGGAAGAAUUACCCCAAUUUAAAACAAAACACACAACAGUGAAGGCUACAGAAGUUACUGUUGUUUGCCAAACCUCCACGAUUGAACCAUCUCAGAACAGCCAUUAUCAAAGAUGGCUGACCAAGAUGUGGGAGCGCAGAUUGAAGCACAGUUUAAUGAUGUUGUAAGGAGACUACAAAGCAAGCAACUUUUUCAGUCUACCUGGGAUAUUGCCACUUUUGCCAUUUUCUUCAUUUUUAUUGGUGCUGUGUUGUUUCUCAUUCUCUUGGUCGUGGUUCGUUUUUUCUGGGGCUGCUGCUGCUGCUGUCCUUCCUCCAAAAAGCCUUCAAAGCGUAAAGUGGGUGUCGACAACCUGGCACUAGAACCGUAGAACUUAAAUUGGAUCUUUGACCAUCAGCCGGAUCAUUUAACGACCACCUUCACUGUCACAGAAUCCAGUGCAAUCCUUUUGGCCGAUGUCUUUUCCGAAUUAAUCCAGCAAAGAAAUCUAUCCUUUUUUAGCAAUCUUGCUUCAGUUUGGUACCAACGUUACCUUGGACCCACACUCUGUGUACCGUUAGGCAGAUGACUAGCAGCAAUGUUUUCUACAGCCCCUUAAUAACCACUCUGGGUAAAGCAAAGAGAUCUUGAAAAUGAAUGCGUCCCUUAUUUUUGGAAGGGAAUACACCAUUUUAAGCUGCAACUGAGAUUAGAUUGGAAGAGGGUAGGUACAGGUUUGUGCAGCAUGUUGGGAUUCAAACACACAGCUUUCCUUCAGAAUAUUAUUUGUAAUCUCUUCCAAAUUCUUAUUUUGCUAAAAUCCUAAUUGAAAUGAAUUGAUUGCAUGUAUAAAAUCUAUUGAUUGGGUCCCAUCAGCGUGCACUUUGUUUUAAUUGUUAACUUCCAUUCAACAUUCAAUAUCAAGUUAAUUCUGUCUGGAUAAAUUGUUAUUGCCAACACAAUAUUUUAAUGAUGUACUAUUUUAAAUGCUUUUUUCCAGAAUAAAUUAUUUUAAUGGUGUAAAAAUG
Messenger RNA from Amblyraja radiata (thorny skate), 1111 nucleotides. It is a transcript of the gene smim22, whose product is annotated as small integral membrane protein 22. NCBI's taxonomy places the organism in Eukaryota, Metazoa, Chordata, Chondrichthyes, Rajiformes, Rajidae. The record is from RefSeq and is a predicted model, not a curated record. The transcript has 4 exons. Gene Ontology annotation, biological process: regulation of cell population proliferation. The coding region runs from base 217 to 474 and encodes 85 amino acids.